ACUCAAGCCACAAUGAUUACGACAUUGUCUUUUUCUACGCUUCCAUCUAGUAAUUUUCUCCAAUCCCCAGAAUGUUCUGGAAAGGCGCGAACCGCCAUAAGUGCAUCCUGCGCGACGCCGAAGCCGGCCGGUACGGCGUCAUUGCUGCCAUCGCCUACAACAUCGAACAAGUCCUAGGUCUUGUCCGGGCUGCCGAGACCGCUCGCUCCUCCCUCAUCAUCCAAUUCUUUCCUUGGGCAAUCGAGGUUACCGAUGGCCUGCUGGUGCGGACGGCCGCGGACGCCGCCCAACGCGCAAGUGUGCCCAUCAGUAUCCACCUCGACCAUGCGCAGUCGGAAGCUAUCAUCAAACGGGCGGCUGACCUGCCCUUUGAUAGUAUCAUGGUUGACAUGUCGCACUACGAGAAGGAAGUCAACUUGAAGAAGACCCGGGAGCUGGUGCAAUAUUGCAAUGAGCGCCAGAAAGCCACUGAAGCCGAGCCGGGGCGCAUUGAAGGAGGUGAGGAUGGGGUCAUGGAUACUGCGGGGCUAGCAGCGUGUAUUACAACCGCCGAGGAGAUGGAUGAGUUUGUUAACACGGGUGUGGAUGUGCUGGCCCCGGCGUUUGGGAAUGUUCACGGUGAAUAUGGCCCCCGCGGCGCACAAUUGGAUUUCGAGAGAUUCGAGAAUAUUCGCGGCCAGGCGAACGGAAGAGUUCAUCUGGCGCUUCACGGUACCAACGGGUUUGCUCCAGAGCUCAUGGUGCGUUGCGUGGCUGCUGGAGUGACCAAGAUCAAUGUGAAUCGACUUGUGUUAGAUGACUACUACGACCACCUUCGAGCAAACGUGGACAAGAUGCCACACACCCAGCUUAUUGAGGAGGGCAUUCAGAAGGUGGCGGAUCUGACCAUCAAGUGGAUGGAUAUUUGCGGCUCUGCGGGAAAAGCAUGAAGAGCGAUGUAAAUUAUACAUAGAGCUAGAAUAAUGCUUCAGUAUUUCGGCAG
Aspergillus glaucus CBS 516.65 is the source of this 982-nucleotide messenger RNA. RefSeq names its product class II fructose-bisphosphate aldolase. NCBI's taxonomy places the organism in Eukaryota, Fungi, Ascomycota, Eurotiomycetes, Eurotiales, Aspergillaceae. Gene Ontology annotation, biological process: carbohydrate metabolic process. The transcript is spliced from 2 exons. The coding region runs from base 72 to 929 and encodes 285 amino acids. Gene Ontology annotation, molecular function: aldehyde-lyase activity; zinc ion binding. The record is from RefSeq and is a predicted model, not a curated record.